Molecule: messenger RNA, 978 nt
Organism: Emiliania huxleyi CCMP1516
Lineage: Eukaryota; Haptophyta; Isochrysidales; Noelaerhabdaceae
Exons: 7
Coding region: 52-663 (203 amino acids)
Source: RefSeq, a predicted model, not a curated record
CUCCAGGGGCGGGGUGCAGCGGCCGCACCCACUGAACUCGCCGGUUCCGCUAUGGGUCGCGUCAAGAAGGAGGAGGACCUUGGGCCCGAGGCCGACGAGAACUGGAAGUCCAAGGACCCAAAGGCGCUCGCGCACGAGAUCGCCACCUUUAUGGGCGGAGAGUGGCCCACGAGGCCGGUGCGCAAGGUCCAGCUCGCGGCGGACGGCGUGCCUACGGGCGACGAGGAGCUCUUUGAGAUGACGAUGCUCAACCCGACUCUACUGUCAGAGAUGUCGCUCAAGACGCGCUUCCUGUUCCUGGAGGUGUACCUGGAGGACCUGCAGGACGUGUACUCCGAGGUGAUGGAGACCCUCAAGGGCGACAAGGUGACGUACGACAGCCUGCGCAAGUUCAAGCACCUCGCAAUCUCGCUCGCCUUCAACGCGGUCUCGGACGUCUGCCAGCAAGCCUUUGACAAGACCGACUUUGACCCCUUCCCGGAGGUGGCGCCCGAAGAGCGUCCGGGCUGCGUGUGCCCGCUCGACGUCAAGGCCUUCACGCAGCAGACCGCUGCCGCCGUCGCCCUCGUCAAGAUGAUGGUCGAUGCCGAGGGAGAGCUGCCGCCGGCUGCCGAGCCGCGCAUCGUCCGUGUCGAGAAGAAGUUCUACUACGACGACAUCUGAGUGUGCGUGUGCGUGCUGGCAUGGUGGCAUGCGCCGGGGAGAGGAGGGCGAGGGGAGCAGCGGGCAAGGUGGGAGGUCCCCUUCCCGCGGAUGCGGUCGGGAACGCAAAACCAGCUGGCCGGGUCGGCGGUGGUGGCGGUGGUGUCGCUCGACUCAGCCACCGGACGCGCGCCGAGCCGAGCCUCUUGGGUCGCACUCCGCUCUCGAUGUGUGGACGAUGAUGAUGUCUUGGGCGCUUUGAUUCCCCACCCAUGCUGUGUGUCGCCUCCUCUUGCGAUUGCUCCUUGAGUGUAAUAAGUUUCAUGAAUCCAGCAU